GACGGUAGGCGGGGAUAGGGGCCUCGGAGCUCCUGUGGUCCGGAGAUGGCGGGGUGGUUGCGGUCGGUCCGGGGACGAUGCGGCCUGUCCGGGGCCUGGAGGUCCGCCACUAGGGGGUGUGUGACCCGAGCCGCACCCAACCCGGAGAGCCAGGUAUUGGCGAGCACAGAGAGGAAGAGCUUCAUCAAGGGACAUCCGCUGCCAUUCUCCGCCUUCCUCACGGACAGCUUCGGCCGUCAGCACACGUACCUGAGGAUCUCAUUGACGGAGAAGUGUAACCUUCGAUGUCAGUAUUGUAUGCCGGAGGAAGGAGUCCCGCUGACCCCGAAGAGCGACCUCCUCAGCACUCAGGAGAUCCUCGCUCUGGCCCGGAUCUUCGUACAGCAAGGAGUGGACAAAAUCCGCCUGACCGGUGGGGAGCCUCUGAUCCGACCCGACGUGGUGGACAUCGUAGCCCAGCUCCGGAAACUGGAAGGCCUGAAAAGCAUCGCCAUUACCACAAACGGGAUUAACCUGGCCCGGCAGCUUCCCCGGCUGAAGGAGGCGGGACUGGACGUGCUGAACAUCAGUCUGGACACCUUGGUGCCGGCCAAGUUCGAGUUCAUUGUGAGGAGGAAAGGGUUCCAUAAAGUCAUGGAGGGGAUCAGCCGCGCGGUGGAGCUGGGAUACAACCCUGUCAAGGUGAACUGUGUGGUGAUGCGCGGCCUGAACGAGGACGAACUGCUGGAUUUUGUAGCGCUGACAGAGAAGCAGCCGCUGGAGGUGCGCUUCAUAGAAUACAUGCCCUUUGACGGCAACAAGUGGAACUUUAAGAAGAUGAUGAGCUACCAGGAAAUGUUGGACAGCAUCCGGCAGAGGUGGCCGGACCUGGAAAAACUGCCCACCGAAACGUCCAGCACUUCCAAGAUGUAUCGGGUGCCCAAUUUCCAGGGGCAGAUCGGCUUCAUCACCUCCAUGUCUGAACACUUCUGUGGCUCCUGUAACCGGCUGAGGAUCACAGCGGAUGGGAACUUGAAGGUCUGUCUAUUUGGGAACGCCGAAGUGUCUCUCAGGGACUUGCUGCGGUCGGAGUCCAGCGAGGAGGAGCUUAUUCAGACAAUCGGAGCUGCUGUGGGCAGGAAAAAGAAACAACACGCAGGUAUGUUCAACAUAUCACAGAUGAAAAACCGUCCGAUGAUCCUGAUUGGUGACGGGAAGCUACCACAGAAAACGACGCAGGGGCCUUUAAAUGAGCGAAUUAAAAGACUCUAUUCUAAAACCGGAUCAAACACACACACUAUACUGUUACGAAGUAAUGGACGCUUCUACCUACCACUACCUGAUUUUAUAAAGACUAGACCGAAAAUCCUGGUGCUUCCACUGCGGGGUUUCUGCAGCGACCCGAAAAACUUGAAUCCCGACCCAACGUGCCUUAAUAAUAAACUGGAGUCUUCCGCUGAACCGACCACUGACCGCCAAUCCGAUACGCACAAUCCCUCUUCGCGGGGAACCUCUGAACACUUGACGCAUGUUGACCGAGAGGGGAAGGUUUUCAUGGUGGACGUCGGGGCCAAAUUAGACACGAGGCGCACGGCGGUCGCUACGGCCGUUGUCCGCCUGGGGCCCAAGCUCUUCCACAUGGUCCGGGCCAACCAACUCAAGAAGGGCGACGUCCUCACAGUGGCGCACAUUGCCGGCGUCCAGGGUGCCAAACUCACCAGCCAGCUCAUCCCCCUUUGCCACAACAUCCCCUUAAGCCAGGUCAACGUUUCCUUCAAACUGGACGACGCUCGGUUUGCCGUGACGAUCGGCGCCGAGUGUAGCACUUACGGUAAAACGGGCGUGGAGAUGGAAGCGCUGACGGCGGUCAGUGUGGCUGCUUUAACCAUCUACGACAUGUGCAAAGCCGUCACUCAUGACAUCGUCAUCGAAGAAGUGAAGCUGGAGAGCAAAACCGGAGGGCAGAGAGGAGACUUCCACCGUCAACCAAAACCAUCGAAAUAAAAGGGCGUGACCCUUCAACUUUCAAAAUGGACAUUUGUAGGCUAGGGCAGUGAUGGUGAACCUCGGCACCCCGGAUGUUUUGGAACUACAUUUCCCAUGAUGCUCCACUACACG
Molecule: messenger RNA, 2097 nt
Organism: Rana temporaria (common frog)
Lineage: Eukaryota; Metazoa; Chordata; Amphibia; Anura; Ranidae
Gene: MOCS1
Product: molybdenum cofactor synthesis 1
Exons: 11
Coding region: 46-1983 (645 amino acids)
Biological process (GO): Mo-molybdopterin cofactor biosynthetic process
Molecular function (GO): GTP 3',8'-cyclase activity; 4 iron, 4 sulfur cluster binding; metal ion binding
Source: RefSeq, a predicted model, not a curated record